AUGGGAGAACUGUUGAUUCAUGCCUCUAUUAUGGCUAGCGUUCUGUACAUAGCAUUGGAUGGGUGGCAGCAAACUCGCAUCCACUGGUUGUUCUCUGUCUCAUCCGGCCUAGGUACGCUUCCAAUAUCACUGGGUACCGUCAAUGGUAUUGUGGCCGAAUGGACCAGAGACGGAGACAAGGAAAAGUCAUAUGAGGCUAAUAUGAACUUUGAAAUUCGUCGGCUGGGUCAUCCCUGA
Acaulospora colombiana is the source of this 237-nucleotide messenger RNA. Lineage: Eukaryota; Fungi; Glomeromycota; Glomeromycetes; Diversisporales; Acaulosporaceae. The record is from the annotation of a GenBank genome assembly.